GGAUAACACAGCCACGCCCCCUCCUCUCUGCCCGUUCCUCAUUCCGAGCAGAGGCAGAAGAGAAUGGCGUCCUUGGUCCAGCACGUCGCGGGGCUCGCGUGCCCACCGCUCUCCGGCGCGUCGCGGCGCCCCGGGGCGCCUAUGCGGCCGUCCGCGCUGGUCUGCGGGACGUACGUGCUGAGCAAGGACGAGAAGGAGCGGGAGCGGAUGCGCACGCUGUUCGACGAGGCCUCCGAGCGCUGCCGCACUGCGCCCAUGGAGGGCAUCACCUUCUCCCCCGAGGACCUCGAAUCCGCCGUCGAGACCACCGACAUCGACACUGACAUUGGCUCACUCAUUAAAGGGACAGUAUUCAUGACCACUUCAAAUGGUGCAUUUAUUGACAUCCAAUCAAAGGCUACUGCUUUCUUGCCUAUAGAUGAGGCAUGCCUUCUCGAUAUUGACAAUAUAGAGGAGGCAGGCAUCCGGCCGGGUUUAGUGGAGCAGUUCAUGAUAAUUGAUGAGAACCCAAAUGAUGAAACUUUGAUUCUGAGCUUACAAUCAAUUCAGCAAGACCUUGCUUGGGAAAGAUGCAGGCAGCUUCAGGCAGAGGAUGUUGUUAUCACGGGUAAAGUAAUUGGUGGUAACAAAGGAGGUGUGGUGGCUCUUGUGGAGGGCCUUAAGGCAUUUGUUCCAUUUUCACAAGUGUCAUCGAAAACAACUGCUGAAGAGCUGCUUGACAAAGAACUACCUCUGAAGUUUGUGGAGGUCGAUGAGGAACAAGGCAGGCUUGUCCUCAGUAAUCGCAAGGCAAUGGCCGACAGCCAAGCCCAGCUUGGUAUUGGCUCAGUUGUUUUGGGAACUGUUGAAAGCCUAAAACCUUAUGGUGCCUUUAUCGAUAUCGGUGGAAUCAAUGGACUUCUGCAUGUCAGCCAAAUUAGUCAUGACCGUGUCGCAGAUAUCUCGACAGUUCUUCAACCAGGAGAUACCCUCAAGGUUAUGAUACUAAGCCAUGACCGUGAAAGGGGCCGGGUUAGCCUUUCUACCAAGAAGCUUGAGCCAACGCCUGGUGACAUGAUUCGUAACCCGAAGCUGGUUUUCGAAAAGGCUGAUGAAAUGGCGCAGAUAUUCAGGCAGAGAAUAGCUCAAGCAGAGGCAAUGGCUCGUGCCGACAUGUUAAGAUUCCAGCCAGAGAGUGGACUGUCUCUCAGUUCAGAGGGUAUCUUAGGUCCAUUGUCAUCAGACACAGCACAGGAGGAAGGCCUACCUACGGACGAAUAGGUGCAAUAGCAAGAAUGCAUCUGAUUCCAGAGAUGCCCGGUAGUCCAUCUUUUUGUGAAUGCACGAUGAAGACAAUACCGUAUCAUAUUCAGAUAAUUUCCCCUCGUCAACUUGCGCUUGUAUCAUUGUGUAUGAAGUGUAAGGUGCUGAAAAACGGCGGAAAAGAAAUUCAAGUUGUACCCCUUUUGUAAAGCCAUCAAUCCAUUUCGUGCAGAAAA
Aegilops tauschii subsp. strangulata is the source of this 1478-nucleotide messenger RNA. Its product is annotated as small ribosomal subunit protein bS1c. Lineage: Eukaryota; Viridiplantae; Streptophyta; Magnoliopsida; Poales; Poaceae. Gene Ontology annotation, biological process: translation. The record is from RefSeq and is a predicted model, not a curated record. Gene Ontology annotation, cellular component: chloroplast stroma. Gene Ontology annotation, molecular function: structural constituent of ribosome; mRNA binding.